AUGCAAUCCCUUCUACUAGAUCGCACUUUGGGAAAUAUAACACCUUUACAAUUCGCCGCAACUAUAACAGAAAGUUAUUAUUUACAAUUAUAUCAAUCUGCGAAGCAUUCAGUCUUCCCCAGCAAUUGCCAUCAAAAUGCCCUGGUCAAUUCUUUAUCUCUAGAAUCCUCGGAUUAUAGAUUCUUAUUAAGUGGGUGUGCCGAUUCCUCGAUAAAGCUAUGGGACUUGAGGCAAGAAGAGACUCAAAGAGAAGAAAAUGAAAUUGAUGCCCAAAAGUUUGAUCAUCCAUCAUUAUAUGAUUCAUUCGAUUAUGAUAAUCCAAUUAGCACAUUUGCCAAUAUUGCCACAAUUCCUCGUAAAUCACAUCACAGUUUCGGGAUUUCUACAAUUCAAUGGUGGCCACAUGAUACUGGGAUGUUUGUUAGUCUGUCGUUUGAUCAUACGGUGAAAAUAUGGGAUACCAAUGAGUUAUCACCAGUACAUUCUUUUAACUUAGACAGUCGUGUUUAUUCAAUUGAUAUUUCCGGAAAAGAUGAUAGUGGUUUAGUUGCAACUGGUAGUGACCAACCUUUUAUUCGCUUAUUGGAUUUGAGAUCCACCUCUAGUCUGCAUACUUUACAGGGACACAAAGGCAAAACUUUAGUAGUGAAAUGGCAUCCUAUAAAUUCCAAUAUGUUAGCAUCGGGUGGGUAUGAUGGAGAAGUGAAGAUCUGGGAUAUACGACGAAGUAAUAGUUGUUUAGCACGAUUAGAUAUGCUUCGAACUAAUAUUCAAAAUACAUCAAGUGACAAUCUAACAAAGUCUUCUGUUAAAGCUCAUCUGGGGCCAGUUAAUGGAUUAGUAUGGGAUGAAUCAGGGACCAUACUAUAUACUGCAGGUAAUGAUGAUAAAGUUCGGGUAUGGGAUAUGAUAUCUUCACUUGCCCCUCCAAUUAAUAAAUUAAUCAACUUUGGACCUUUAACGAGAAACAAGUACCCUCAGACCAUUCCUAUUUUAUUAAAUCCCAAGGGAGAAAGUGAGCUACAAUAUUUACUUUUCCCUUCUGAAAGUAGUGAAGUCUUUGUAUUUCGUACAAUAGAUGGGAAAAUGGAAACAAGAUUAUCAAGAAAAGGAAGCAAAAAUAUAGGAAGAACUUGUUCAAUGGUAAAUGCAGGACCUUUUAGUGCGACUUAUUACUGUGGUACCAUGGAUGGAGAAAUAAUUAGUUGGGCACCUAAAUGGAACAAACCUGAUCUCAAUGAGAUUGUCGAUAAACUGAAUGAUUUCGAUUUGGCAACCGAGAUUUUAAGAAAACAAGAAUUUGCUGCAAAAGGGCAUGCGCUUAUGGUGUAUGAUUCUGGGCUUGGAUGA
Messenger RNA from Hemisphaericaspora subhashii, 1350 nucleotides. RefSeq lists its product as uncharacterized. The transcript has a single exon. The coding region runs from base 1 to 1350 and encodes 449 amino acids. The record is from RefSeq and is a predicted model, not a curated record. Gene Ontology annotation, cellular component: nucleotide-excision repair complex; Cul4A-RING E3 ubiquitin ligase complex. Gene Ontology annotation, biological process: transcription-coupled nucleotide-excision repair; protein polyubiquitination; proteasome-mediated ubiquitin-dependent protein catabolic process. Gene Ontology annotation, molecular function: protein binding. Lineage: Eukaryota; Fungi; Ascomycota; Pichiomycetes; Serinales; Debaryomycetaceae.